Molecule: messenger RNA, 2943 nt
Organism: Momordica charantia (bitter melon)
Lineage: Eukaryota; Viridiplantae; Streptophyta; Magnoliopsida; Cucurbitales; Cucurbitaceae
Source: RefSeq, a predicted model, not a curated record
CGUACGGCGCAGGCUUCACAGUAGCCUCCCAGUUUUCCUUUCCACAGAACCAGAAACCAUUCUGCUUCCUUCCUCUUCAAGAAACCUACUCCAUCUCUCUCUCUCUCUCUCGUCGUUGUUCGUUACCGUCGCCGGAAAAUCAAAAAGCUUUAGCUCCAUGGAAAAAGAUCGGUCUAAGAUGUCUGGUGGCUCAAAAAGAGAAACUGAGACUGAUAAUUUCAAGAAGUAUGAAGACUUCUAUUAUGCAGAACUGAAACGUGGUCGCAUAAGAGUUAAAGUUUCUGGUUCUAGAUCUAAGUACAGAUGUCCAUACUGCUCCGAGAGUGGGAAGGAGGAUUUCCAAUUUAAGGAGCUUCUCCGACAUGCUUCUGGUGCGGCGAGAUGCUCAAAGAAUUGGAGCAUAAAAGAAAGGGGAAAGCACUCAGCUCUAGAGAGGUACGUGAAGAAGUACUUUUGUGAUGAGGAUCGACCUCAACCUCUUAGUCAGGAGAGGCACAAGAACAAAUAUGUUUGUGCUGAGGAUCAACCUCAACCUGCCCAAGAGAGGCACAAGAACAAGUAUGUUUGUACUGAGGAUCAACCUCAACCUCUCAGCCAUGAGAGGCACAAGAACAAGUAUGUUUGUGCUGAGGAUCAACCUCAACCUAUCAGCAAUAAGCAGCACUACGAUCAUGAUCAGUUGUUUGUCUGGCCUUGGAUGGCUAUUGUAGCAAACAUACAAACAGUGAUAAAAGCGGGACGACAUGUUGGGGAAAGUGGUUCCAAACUUCGAGAUGAAUUUACCCGACAAGGUUUUAAUCCUUUGAAGGUUCAUCCAUUGUGGAACCGCUUUGGUCAUUCUGGAUUUGCAGUUGUUGAGUUUAACAAGGAUUGGGAUGGUUUUAGAAAUGCUAUAAUGUUUGAAAAGAGUUUUGAAGUUGACCAUCACGGGAAGAGGGACUAUAAUGUUUCAAGGCACCGAGGAGAGAAACUAUAUGGUUGGGUGGCAAGAGAUGAUGAUUACUAUUCAAAAAGCAUUUUUGGGGAUUAUCUUCAGAGGAAUGGGGACUUGAAAACUGUAUCGGGUAAAGAGGCUGAAGAUAAUAGUAAAGCAUUAAAGCUCUUCUCAAACUUAGCUAAUACACUAGAAACUAAGAAUCUACACCUGAAAGAGAUCGCUCACAAAGUUCGAGCGACUAAUGCGUCCCUGACUAAUUUGAUGGAUCAGAUGGAUGAGACAGUUAAAACUCACAAUGACAAAAUUAGAAGGAUGCAGCAGGAUGAACAGGAUCGUUUUAAACAUAUUGUCUCAGAGCACGAAAAAGUUAAACUAAAAUUGGAAAAUCAGAAGAAGGAGCUUCAGAAACGUGAACAUAGUCUGCUUCAUCGUGAGGCUAAAAAUGAUAAUGAGAGGAGGAAGUUGUAUCAGGAGAAGAAAAUGAAUGCAAGGGCCACUUUGGAGCAAAAGAAGGCAGAAGAUGAAGUCUUGCACUUAGCUGGGGAACAAAAGAAAGAGAAGGAGAAGCUUCACAAAAAGAUACUAGAGCUGGAGCAGAAACUUGAUGCUAAACAAGCAUUAGAGUUGGAAAUUGAGAGGUUGAAGGGUUCGUUAGAAGUCAUGAAACACAUGAAUGAGGAUGAUGAUGAUGCCAAGAGAGAAAUGGACCAGAUUCAACAAGAUUUGGAUGAGAAGGAAGAAGAAUUUGAAUACUAUCAAAACAUCAAUCAAAACCUCAUCAUCAAAGAGCGUAGAACAAACGAUGAAGUUCAAGAGGCGCGUAAAGAAUUGAUCAAUGUGUUUGGAGGUACGUCGAACCGAGCCGCUAUUCGUGUCAAGAGAAUGAGAGAUCUUGACAGCAAACCAUUCUGCGAAGCCACAAAGUUGAAGUAUGUCAAGGAAGAAGCAGAAGCGAAAGCAGUAGAGUUGUGUUCACUGUGGGAGGAUCAAAUUCGUGACCCUAGCUGGCAUCCUUUCAGGAUUAUAGAGGGCGAUGGAGGACAAGCUAAGGAAAUUAUAGAUGAAAAUGAUGAGAUGUUAAAAGGUUUGAAGAAUGAGUAUGGAGAUGAAGUUUACGAGGCUGUCGUGACAGCGUUGAUGGAAAUGAACGAGUAUAACCCUAGUGGUAGAUAUACUGUGUUGGAUCUUUGGAACUUUAAAGAGGGAAGAAAAGCGACAUUAAAGGAAGGUGUAGCUCAUAUUCUGAAGCAAUGGAGACUGCAUAAAAGAAAGAAAAGCUAAAGGCAAGUCCGAUUUUGAUCCCCCUUUCAGUUGCAGCCCUUUCAGGCUGAGUUAUUGGCUAUUCUCGAAGGUGUCCGUUUUUGCUGACCAAAACCAAAUAACUCACCUUACUGUGGAGUCUGGUUCUCUGAUGGCAAUCCAAUCUCUCUCUGGUAUGACUGAAAUCCCUAAAGGAAGAAAGCAAUUGAAAUUUCUCGAUCUCCUUUGUGCAUGUUAGUCAUAGCAAAUUGCUUAUCCAAGAGAGCAAUUUGCUAUUGUUUCAAUUUCUAAGAAAGGUGCUUUGACCGUUGAGUUAUAUUGAUAUUGGUAGUGUUUUUAAAAUGCAGAGUGAUCUCUGAUAUAUAGGGCAUUGUUUUAACUUCCUAUUGUUUCAAAUUUUAAUUUAUCCCCAAUGUGCAGGUUUAUUUCAUUAACUCAUUUUUUUACUGGAGAAAAAAAGAAAAGAAAAGAAAAAUCUAUAAUAAUAUAAAUUGAAUACGAAUUAAAAAAAUGAAAUGAGGUUUCUUCAUAUUCAGGCCUAGUUAUUUUACAUUUUGUUUAGAGUGUGUUUAUGCUCGUGCUACUAGCUGGGAGCCUGAGAUAGCAUUUGUUGUAGCUCCUUCAUGUUGAUAAGCUAUGAUGUGGUUUGUUGAUGAGGUUUGUAGUGUUUUCUUUGCUAUUUGUCUAUUUUAAGUUGCGUAGUUGACUUUCUUGUUGGUGUUUUACGUGCCUUGAUAGGAUUUUAA